Messenger RNA from Olea europaea var. sylvestris, 1894 nucleotides. Its product is annotated as protein ABHD11. Bases 349 to 1497 code for a protein of 382 amino acids. The record is from RefSeq and is a predicted model, not a curated record. The transcript is spliced from 13 exons. NCBI's taxonomy places the organism in Eukaryota, Viridiplantae, Streptophyta, Magnoliopsida, Lamiales, Oleaceae.
UAUGCCCGCUUUCCUUUCCUAAACCAAAUGUCAUUUGGACGCGUUGAAGACAGGGCACCACUAACAAGUUUUGGUGCGCGAUCAUGGGCUUUUACGUCAAUUGACAUUGACGCCGCCGACCAGCCUCCGCCCACAUAAUUGCUCACGUGCUUUCAGUUCUCUAUUCCCUUUCUUUGGCGGAUACACACAGACGGACAGAGAGAAAUAAUUAGACUAGGACAGUUUGAAAGCCUCGGUGUCUCCGCCGUAUUCUCAAUAUUGCUCCUGAAUUCACCUCCUCAAUUCCACGAUUUAUAUUGCCUCUAUUCUUUGAUAAUUAAAUUAAUUGUGCAGGAUUAUUGAAUUAAAAUGUCGGCCAUUUCCAAUUUUCAUACGCUGUUCCAGCACGGUGAAUUUCGAGCUACACUGGGAUCGGAGAAUCGGCUUGGUUUAACGUCGUCGAUCAAUCAGAGAGCCGUAAAACCCAAGAUCUUGAGGCCUUUCAAUGAGGUAUCUUUAAAUAACUCAAAAAAGGCGUACACGAGUCCAAUUAUUCAGAUGUCAUUGGUGGAUGAGAGGCUUACUAGUAGGAGUAUUGUCCUAAAGCCUGCUGACAUUUUGGCUUAUGAUCUUGUUCAAGGAGCAGAUGUGAGGUGGAGUUACAUCUUGGACAAAUCAGCACCUGAGCCUCCUACUGCUGUUCUUCUUCAUGGCAUUCUAGGUAGCAGGAAAAACUGGGGAACUUUUGCUAGGAGAUUGGCCAAAGAGUUUCCGAAGUGGCAGUUUCUCCUGGUGGACCUGCGGUGUCAUGGGGAUUCGACAUCUUUAAAGAAGAGGGGACCCCACAGUGUUCCUUCAGCUGCCUUUGAUGUCUUGAAGCUACUUGGGCAGUUGAAGUUAACUCCUCGAGUUGUAGUUGGUCACAGCUUUGGUGGAAAAGUUGCCUUGAGCAUGGUGGAGCAGGUUGCAAAACCUCUUGCACGACCUGUUCGAGUCUGGCUUUUAGAUGCUACUCCUGGAAAAGUUAGAGCUGGUGCAGAUGGAGAUGACCAUCCUGCUGAACUUAUCUCCUUCCUUAGUAAAUUGCCACUUGAGGUCUCUUCCAAAAAGGAUGUUGUAAAUGCUCUUGUUCAGGAUGGCUUCUCAAUGGAUGUAGCACAGUGGGUGGUAACUAAUCUUCGGCAGAAUCGUAUCAACGGGACAUCAUCUUCAAGCUUCUCUUGGGUGUUUGAUCUCAAUGGUAUUGCUGAGAUGUAUCAAUCCUAUGAGGAUACUAAUAUGUGGAAAAUUGUGGAAGAUGUCCCUCGAGGCGUUCAUAUUAAUUUUCUAAAAGCAGAGAGGAGUUUGCAUAGGUGGGCCAAGGAAGAUUUGCAGAGGAUUCAUGUUGCUGAGGAACAAGCUGUUGAGGAGGGUGGUGGAGUUGAAAUGCAUGUGCUUGAAGAUGCUGGUCAUUGGGUACAUGCUGAUAACCCAGAUGGACUCUUUAGGAUUCUUUCAUUCUCAUUCCAAGGAUUUUAGACACAAUUAUUUCGUAAUUGCAAAUAGAUCUUCACACUUUUGUAGGAGUUCGUUUGGUGCACAUUUUUUAGAUGAAAAUGUAUUUUAAACAUCAUAUCGUGGGUCUCCCAUUAGAGUGUAGAAGUCAAAAAUUGUGUGCUGAUGUGACGGAAAAAAUGCAUUUUUGGCUUCAAAAAUGAGUACCAAACAGGGGCUAGAUGUGUGUAAUUUCUGUAAUUACUUUGUUUUGCUUAUAGUAAAAGCAAAUCCCGGGGACCCUAUUGAACAUAUAAUUUGGUUGUCGAAUGGCCUAAACAAUGAAGUGAUGUUGGAAUUACAAUUUAUGAGUAGCGGAGGCAGUUGAAGCCAUUUGUAUUAAUCUAUUGAUUUUUAAUCGAAACUUGGACUUUUGCGGUCA